CCUGGCGAAAAAGUCCCUUGCAUUCCCAUUGGACAGCUCCAAGAAGUUGCAACUGUCUCAAGCAAUAACUAUAACACUGGUCGAGGUGGAGCUCGGUUUAAACGUCGCCGAGAUGUCAAACUCCGACUUGACCUUAAUUUCCCAACUUUGGCCUCUGUCGUUGAUGUAGGUGAGAGUGAAGGCUACCUAGCUUCUAAUCAAAAGCCCCAGUCUCUCAAAUCUUCUACUCCUUUACCAGAUGUCACAAAAACACCCGAGACUCAGCGCUCACGACGGCUUGCCGCUCGUCUUGCUGCUGUUCAGGCGCGAACCGAGCCAGUCGGCGUCUGUGUGAGGGAUGUCCGGUCGGUACCAUCACCCAUCCAAGUCGGCGCUGAAGGAGUGGGCCUUAUUCCAACGUCGAAUUCGACUCCCAGUUCAGAUCCUCAAACACCGGACCCGAUACAGGAAUCAUAUGAACAGGCAGAACUUACAGAACUAGCUUCGAUCGAUAUACCUAGCCCUACUAUUGCUAUAGGAAAUAUUAUCUCCAAGACUUAUUUUGCAGAUGUGAAGAAUUCUCCUUCGCCAAGCUUUGUUUCUACAGUCAAUAUGCAAGAUAUAUCUUCUGUAGAGGCUCAUUUAAAGCCAGAGCCACUCCCAGCACUGUCAUUUCAUCAACAUCCUAUAAAAUGCGAAGGUAGUGAGUCAGAGACAGAUCCUAAAUCUAGUGCAGAUACUGAGGAAGAAGCAGCAGCCAGGAAGUUAGAUGAGACCGAAGGUUUGUUGGUCCAAGCAGCAACCAAGACGACUCAGGAUUCAGAGCAUAUGGAUCUGGACUCUUUACCAAUUGUCGAUGAA
Messenger RNA from Protopolystoma xenopodis, 840 nucleotides. NCBI's taxonomy places the organism in Eukaryota, Metazoa, Platyhelminthes, Monogenea, Polystomatidea, Polystomatidae. The record is from the annotation of a GenBank genome assembly.